This is a messenger RNA of Talpa occidentalis (Iberian mole), 950 nucleotides long. It is a transcript of the gene PCSK1N, whose product is annotated as proprotein convertase subtilisin/kexin type 1 inhibitor. Gene Ontology annotation, molecular function: endopeptidase inhibitor activity. The record is from RefSeq and is a predicted model, not a curated record. Gene Ontology annotation, biological process: negative regulation of endopeptidase activity. Lineage: Eukaryota; Metazoa; Chordata; Mammalia; Eulipotyphla; Talpidae. Bases 19 to 801 code for a protein of 260 amino acids. The transcript is spliced from 3 exons.
CCGGCUCGCUGGGGCAGCAUGGCGGGGUCGCCGCUGCUCCGCGGGCCGCGGGCCGGGGGCGUCGGCCUUUUGGUGGUGCUGCUAUUGGGCUUUCUUCGGGGGCCUCCCGCGCUCUGCGCACGGCCGGUAAAGGAACCCCGCACCCUGGGCGCAGCCUCGGCGCCCAUGGCUGAGGCUGGCACUCCCCGCCGUUUCCGGCGGGCAGUGCCCCGGGGAGAGGCUGUCGGGGCAGUGCAGGAGCUGGCGCGGGCGCUGGCGCACCUGCUGGAGGCAGAAAGGCAGGAACGAGCGCGGGCGGAGGCGCAGGAGGCUGAGGACCAGCAGGCGCGCGUCCUGGCGCAGCUGCUACGAGUGUGGGGCGCGCCCCGCACCACCGACGCGGCUCUGGGUUUGGAGGACGACCCGGACGCGCCGGCCGCUCAGCUCGCCCGCGCCCUGCUCCGCGCCCGCCUAGACCCCGCCGCGCUCGCGGCCCAGCUGGUCCCCGCCCCUGCCCCCGCAGCUGCGCUCAGACCCCGGCCCCCGGUGUACGACGACGUCCCCACGAGCCCCGAUCCUGAGGACGCGGGCGACGAGAUGCCCGAUGUGGACCCCGAGCUGCUGAGGUACUUGUUGGGGCGCAUCCUCUCCGGAGGCGCGGACUCGGACUCCGUGACUGCCCCGCGCCGCCUCCGCCGCGCGACUGACCAGGAUCUGGGUCCCGAGGUGCCCCCGGAGGGCGUGCUGGGGGCCCUGCUGCGCGUGAAACGCCUGGAGACCCCGGUGCCCCAGGCGCCGGGGCGCCGCCUCUUGCCUCCCUGAGCACCGCCUGCAUCCAGAGCCGGCUCGGGCCCAGGCCCGCACCCCGCCUCCGCACCCCUCCCCACCCCUGCACUCGGCCAGAGCGCACCUAGCCCCGCCGGCCGCCGCGCUCUCCGGCAGCCCCUCCGCUGGCCCCACAAUAAAUGAGA